AUGUCUAAUAGCACGGAUGUACUACCAGGCAUCUCCGAGUUCCGACCUCUGCUUAGUCAGAGCGUCGGAUAUGGUGUGGUCGUCGGCAUCGGAUUCCUCUUCGCAGCCUUGAUGCUGUUCUUGACGACCAUUCAAGCUAAGUUCUCUAAAUUCUCCCCCGGGUUAUCGGAGGAGUUCACGACCGCCUCAAGAAGUGUGAAGCCGGGGCUCGUGUGCUGUGGAAUUGUAAGUGCAUGGACAUGGAGUGCCACGCUCUUGCAGUCGAGUACUGCUGCCUACACCUUUGGUGUGAGCGGUCCGUGGUGGUACGGCGUUGGCGGAACUAUUCAGGUCGCAUUCUUUGGCAUGGUCGCCGCGAAAGUGAAGAUGAACGCGAAUGGCGCGCAUACGUUCCUCGAGAUCGUGAAGGCGCGGUUUGGUGCCCCAGCACAUAUUCUAUUUACAUUUUACGGUUUCCUCUGUAUUCUCGUCGUUUGCGGGUCAUUGCUCCUCGGAGGCGCAGCAACCGUGAAUGCAAUCACCGGGAUGCCCAUCAUCGCAGCAUGCUUCCUCCUCCCGAUCGGCAUCGCUGUCUACGUCGUCUUCGGCGGGCUCCGCGCGACUUUCGUGUGCGACUGGGUGCACACGGUCGUGCUCUUCGUCAUCAUAUUCACCUUCCUCUUCCGCACUUACACCACGUCGGACCUCACGUCUCCCCCCACAAACAUGUAUCAGCUGUUGAGCGCUGCCGCGUCCCAGACGCCAGUGGUGGGGAACGAAGCGGGGAGCUACCUGACCAUGAAGAGCAACCAGGGCUUGGUUUUCGGCGCUGCGACCAUCCUGAGCGGCUUCUCCGGAGUGUUCUGCGACCAAGGAUACUGGCAAAGAGCGAUAGCGUCGCAUCCAGCGUCGACAACCAAAGCCUACAUGCUCGGCGGCCUUUCAUGGUUCGCCAUCCCAUGGGGCUUUGCCUCUUGCCUGGGUCUUGCCGCUAGGGCCCUGCAAAGUAACCCUGCGUUCCCGACAUACCCUAACCCGUUGUCAGCUGCACAGUCCAGCGCUGGAUUGGCUGCACCCGCAGCUGCAGUUGUCCUCAUGGGGAAGGGAGGUGCUGUGGCGAUUUUGCUGGUCGUCUUCAUGGCGGUGACGUCUGCUGCAAGCUCUGAAUUGAUAGCGGUAUCCAGUCUAUUCUCCUACGAUAUCUACCGCACCUAUUGGCGUCCUAAUGCCUCCGGUGCUGAGAUCGUCCGUGUGUCCCACAUGUUCAUUUGCUUCUGGGCCAUUUGGAUGGGAUGCUGGGCGACAAUCUUGAACAAGGCUGGGAUUGAUCUCGGUUGGCUUUUCUACGUCCAGGGUGUCGUGCUAAGCCCGGCCGUGAUCCCGAUUGCUCUUACCGUUACAUGGAGUAAACUCACCAAAACGGGCGUCUUCUGUGGCUCCAUCAUAGGAGCCUGCCUGGGGAUGGCGGCGUGGAUGGUCGGCUGCCUAAAAAUCUAUGGCUCGAUCACGAUCACCAACCUGGCCAUGCCAUACUCCGCCGUAUGUAGUGGCUUGACGGGACUGUUGUUCUCCGGUCUAAUUACUGUGGGGGUCUCGCUACUGAACCCUGCGGACUACGACUUCUCUGGUACCCGAAACAUUGCCAUGCUGGAUGGCGUGCCGCCCGAGGAACCGCGAGGUGCGGACGAAGAAUCACGCCCCAAAGAGACUAGUAUCGACGAAGAGAAAGAUAUGGAGAAGGCUGACAUGGACGUGGCUACCGUGCAGCCGGUCGCUUCCAGCGCAGCUUCUACUGAUCAGAAGGACGACCUCAGCAGGGAAGUGCUGAUGAAGGUUUUCAAGAAAGCGGCGUUGUACUCGUCGGUGUUGACGUUCAUCGUCACUAUCCUUGUACCCCUCCCGAUGUUCUUCUCUCACUAUGUCUUCAGUCCGAAGUUUUACACCUUCUGGGUGGCAUGCACAUUGUCAGCAUCAAUCCUCACGCAUAUCUUACCCUAUUACUCAUGA
Messenger RNA from Gloeophyllum trabeum ATCC 11539, 1986 nucleotides. RefSeq names its product Na+/solute symporter. Gene Ontology annotation, molecular function: urea transmembrane transporter activity. Gene Ontology annotation, biological process: urea transmembrane transport. The coding region runs from base 1 to 1986 and encodes 661 amino acids. The record is from RefSeq and is a predicted model, not a curated record. Gene Ontology annotation, cellular component: plasma membrane. The transcript is spliced from 22 exons. NCBI's taxonomy places the organism in Eukaryota, Fungi, Basidiomycota, Agaricomycetes, Gloeophyllales, Gloeophyllaceae.